AUGGUGCGGAGGGCUCGCGUCGACGUGCUCGUGCCUCACGAAGCCAAGGACGAGCAAGAUUUCACCGACAUUUUGCAUCCCAAGCUGUCCCACGCAGCCUCUCGUCAUGUGUUUGGAUUUGGCAACCACCCUGUGCGCCCCCAAAGGAUCCUUGGCGGCCCGACUCGACAGCUACCAUCAAUGCGAUCAAUGCACCGCGGACGGCUCGGCGGCUGGGACUCUGCAGUUGACGUCGCAUCGGACGCCGUGCGAAACAGCGAGGCAGAGCCCAAGCACGGCACCUGCGGCAGUCUUUUCGUGCGUCGACGGCACCGCUGGCCACCCGAGUUGGAACCGACAUGCUGGGCCACCUCGGAUGCAUUGACUGCCCCGGACCAUCCCAUUCGCCAGGGUGGACUGUGGUGCUGCCAUGACGUAUUGGACCCGAUGGCUGCCCAAUCGGUAGGAAGCGUCAUAUGCGUCGGUAUUAUGGCCUAUUUCCGAGUCAAAUGGGCUGGCGGAUCUGGUGCAUGGCCGCAGGGGUAA
Molecule: messenger RNA, 525 nt
Organism: Drechmeria coniospora
Lineage: Eukaryota; Fungi; Ascomycota; Sordariomycetes; Hypocreales; Ophiocordycipitaceae
Exons: 1
Coding region: 1-525 (174 amino acids)
Source: RefSeq, a predicted model, not a curated record